This is a messenger RNA of Anisakis simplex (herring worm), 276 nucleotides long. Lineage: Eukaryota; Metazoa; Nematoda; Chromadorea; Rhabditida; Anisakidae. The record is from the annotation of a GenBank genome assembly.
AUGGUUGACGUUUCGGAUGAUGAUGAUGAUGAUGAUUUGAAUGAUAAUGAUGAUGAUGAUUUGGAUGAUGAUUCAGAUGAUGAUUCAGAUGAUGAUGAAGAUGAUGAUGAAGAUGAUGAUGAUGUGGGUGAUGAUGAUGAUGAUUCGGAUGAUUUGUAUGAUGAUAAUACUGAUGAUGAAUACGAUGAUGAUGUUUUGUAUUAUGAUGAUUUGAAUGAUGAUGAUUAUGUUGAUUUGAUUGAAGAUGAUGAUGAUUAUUUGGCUGAUGAUAAUUGA